CAACCCAGCUGUACACAUAGGAGAGAGCCACGUCAAGACAGAAGCCGGCGUAGCUGUCGAUGGUGUGCGAGCACCGGGGUUUUUGGCUUGGGAAUUCUCAGUUGUUCGACCUGGAAUAGAUUUCAUUUCCUCCAUCGAUCGUUCGGUUGUUCGGACGACUUCUUCGAAGAUGGGUCCCCUCUUGGUCUUGGCGAUCCUAACCCUCCUGGGGAAUCUUUGUGAUGGCCAACGUAAAGCUCUGAAGGAGAGUCCGAGCCUCAGUGACAGAGUCCAGCAACUCACAGACAUGAGUCUGAAACGUGCCGUGAUCCGACUGAACGCAGACCGAUUCAGACAGUACGUCAAGGCAGUUCCCCGGAACUACUCGAUGAUCAUCCAGUUCACCGCCUUGUCUCCGAUGAGAAGCUGCUCGAUAUGCCGACAGGCUCACGACGAGUUCACAGUCGUCGCAAAUUCGUGGAGAUACACCCCGUCCUUCACGGACAGAAUAUUCUUCGCCAUGGUGGACUUCGACGAAGGAGAGGAGGUCUUCAAACAGAUGGGAUUCAACUCCGCGCCCAUCUUCAUGCAUUUCCCCGAGAAGGGAAAACCGAAGAAAGGGGACAACAUGGACAUUCAGCGAAUGGGUUUCCAGGCCGAGGUUUUCGCGAAGUGGAUCCAGGAGCGCACCGACGUCUCGAUCCGCGUCUUCCGUCCGCCCAACUAUUCCGGAACGAUCGCGCUGUUGAUCCUCUUGACGCUGACGGCUACGCUCCUCUACGUGCGCCGCAACAACCUCGAGUUCCUCUACAAUCGAACGUCGUGGGGGCUGCUCGCGGUGUGCAUCGUGUUUGUCAUGAUGUCUGGGCAGAUGUGGAACCACAUCCGCGGCCCUCCUUUCAUGCAGAGGACCCAGAGGGGCAUCAGCUACAUCCACGGAUCGAGUUCGGCACAGCUCGUGAUGGAAUCCUAUAUCAUCAUGAGUCUCUACGGCUGCGUCGUCGUAGGAAUGAUUUUGAUGAACGAAGCUCCUCUGUUGCCCGGUGGGGAAUCGAAGAAGAAGACAUUCUUGGCUAUCGGAGGACUUGGCAUGUUCAUUUGUUUCUUCAGUUUCCUGCUUUCAGUAUUCAGGUCGAAAGCACAUGGCUAUCCGUACAGUCUUCUGUUCAGCUAAGAUCUUUCGGAGCCAAAUUCCAAAGCUCGGUCGGAACGACCCGAAAAUUUUCCAUGGGAUUCGCCAAGGUCCGCAAGCUUCUAGUCCAAUCGGGUCGGACAUUCACGAUGACAGGUGAAAGAUCUUCGCGGCGAAUGAAAUUCUAUGCGGAUAUCACUGGAGCCUCGCGGUUGAAGAAUAAAACGGGCGGGAUGGGGUUUGAAUGUACAGGUGCACGAUCGCACGUGAACGAUUUGGAUGGAGCGAGAGGAUAUUAUUUAAAGAAGGAAUAAAGAGACGAUUUU
Galendromus occidentalis (western predatory mite) is the source of this 1437-nucleotide messenger RNA. It is a transcript of the gene Ostgamma, whose product is annotated as oligosaccharide transferase gamma subunit. Gene Ontology annotation, cellular component: oligosaccharyltransferase complex. The record is from RefSeq and is a predicted model, not a curated record. NCBI's taxonomy places the organism in Eukaryota, Metazoa, Arthropoda, Arachnida, Mesostigmata, Phytoseiidae. The coding region runs from base 170 to 1153 and encodes 327 amino acids. The transcript has 3 exons.